Messenger RNA from Fusarium sp. VM40, 420 nucleotides. Lineage: Eukaryota; Fungi; Ascomycota; Sordariomycetes; Hypocreales; Nectriaceae. The record is from the annotation of a GenBank genome assembly.
AUGUUUCGCUUCCGCAAGACGCUCGACACUGUGACGGUCUUUCACAAGGCCAGCUCUCCUGCAUCCGUGAGAGUCGCCAAUCUUCUCAAGCAGAUCUCCGCCAAUGCUUCCUCUGAUGCGACUAUUGACCAAGCCAGCGAUCAUUCCGCCCAGACAGCACCCCUUCGUGAACAGUUUGAGCUUAAUAUCACCGAAGACCCCCCCACAGAUGACCAGGUCAAGACCAUUCUGGACUAUGUUGGUACCAGCGGCAUCUCCAAUGUGAUCAAAGGCGCAAGCACUGAGAAGGAUGCCCUUAAGAAGUUUAAGGAAAGCCGAGAGAACUUCAUUCGGCCAAUGGUUGUGGACUGGAACAACGGCAAGGCUGUAUCCGGCGAUAAUGAAUCUGAGAUUCUUAAGCUCCUCAAAGAGCAAAAGUAA